Molecule: messenger RNA, 8880 nt
Organism: Echinops telfairi (small Madagascar hedgehog)
Lineage: Eukaryota; Metazoa; Chordata; Mammalia; Afrosoricida; Tenrecidae
Gene: LARP4B
Product: La ribonucleoprotein 4B
Exons: 16
Coding region: 38-5272 (1744 amino acids)
Biological process (GO): positive regulation of translation
Cellular component (GO): cytosol; cytoplasmic stress granule
Molecular function (GO): mRNA 3'-UTR binding
Source: RefSeq, a predicted model, not a curated record
GGACAAGCAUUGUAAUGUGAAUUUUGAGCUUCAGAACAUGGGUUGUUGCUUCAGCAAAGAAUUAAGUAGUGACAAUGAGAAUGAAAAAACUGGCCUGUUAGAAAAAUCUGUGAAGGAAAACAAACCAGGAAAUAAGAUAAGUAAAACUUUAUCUUCUUUAUUGGAUAGCCUUGAAGUUAAGGAGCGGCAUAAUGAAGCCAGUAGGACAGCUGCUGAUCUUAAUAUGUGGACUAGAAUUCUUGAACGGUUUGGCUACAAGCAGAGUCAUAGACCAAAACAGUCGUUUAGCUUUAUUUCUACUCUGAAAUAUAAGUUCUUAGCUAGGUAUGAAAAUUUAGAUAAGAGUGACAAGAAUUCAGAUUUUACUUUUAGGGAGCAGAAUUCAGAAAAUGUCUGUGAUAUAUUGUGUGUGAAUAAUGACAGUAAACCAGCCUUGUCUGAAGGUCUUUGUUCUGAAGAUCAUGUGUCUCUUUCAUAUGUAGUAGUUUCUUCUUACCAGAAUGUACAAGAAAAAACCAUUAUAGAUAACCAUCUGUGCUAUUCAUUACUAGAGAAUGACAUGAUAGUAAAUGCUCAAAUCAGCGAUAAUGAUCAGAAUAAUUCUUUUUGUAUGCGUGAUUUAGAAGUGAAAAAUGAAAAUCAUAUUUGUGUUGAUCAUAAGCAAUAUAAGACUUCAAAAGAUAGCAAGUUUUAUAGUAUUUGUGUUAUAGAUCCUGAUUGUCUUGAAGUUGAAGAUGAAAUAUGCACUCCCACAUUUGGAGCAACUGCAGUAGAAGACUAUCAUUCAGCUGUUACCUCUGAGGGAAUUUACAAACUGAAAGGGCCUCUAGAUAAUGGGAAAACAUUUUUAGCCACAGAUUCUCUACAAAGGACAGGAUACUUAAAGGCACACCAGAAAAAGCUACUACCACAGAAUGUGGUAGAUGCAACUGAAAUAAAGGACUUAUAUAAUGAGGAAACUAUAUCUGAUUCUCAAUUCUUGACGAGUACUGAUCAUCCUUAUAAAGCUAGCAGUGAUAGCAUGCAAGUUGAUUCUUUAAGAACAAAAGUUGAUGCUGAAUAUCCUAAAUAUUACACAGAAAGCAACACAUUACACAAUAUUGUCGCACUAUGUGAAUCAAAUAUUAGCAUAAGCGAUGACUCACUAAAAUGUUUGCAUGCUGUUCCAGAAGAGAGAGAGAGCCAUAGUUCAGAAAUAGUAAAUCAGGUAGGUGAUUCACCUAUCAAUUUACUUAAUGACAUUACAUGUCUUGAAAGAAAUGAAGAAUCUGAAGCUGUAACAGUUAGUGUAGUGAAGAGUUUAAACUUGAAAAAAAGAGAAAAUAACUCAAUAAAAUCGUUAAAAGAUAAUGAUUAUUUCAAUUUAGAUAUUAGCAAAGCAGACAGUGUCAGUCUAGAUAGAAUUAAUGUAAGUCCAGAAAAAGAUACCACUUUGGUUAUCUUUGAAAAUGAAUGUCUUCAGGUACAGUCUAAUGUUAGAGAAGCAGCAGCUAAACUACUUGGUGAUCACAAUGAACCUAAACACCAUAUAAAUUCAAUGGUGAUUAAUGUUGAUCAAUACCUAGGUGAUGGCAGCUUAGAAACUGAAACUCUGUACCUCAAAAACAAAGAGAAAUUAUCAUUACCAUCAGAAAAUAGUUUAUCUCACCUAGAUAAAUGUAAAUUUAAUGUUUUGGGAGAUGUUGGGCUUGCUAAGAGGGCUAAUGAGUUGGAAUCUUUAUGCCAAGUAGAUACAUGUGUAGAUACUAAGGCAAUUAAAGUUCAGACACAGCCCUAUAAUUUAACUGGUGCGGUAUGUGAAACAAACACAGAUGGACUAAUCCAAAGAAUAAACAACUCAAAACUUAAGACUUCACAAGCAUUGCCCAAAGAUGGUGAGCCUUUUGAUGAUUCCAAAUCGCGUAUGAGUAGCUCUGUUUCCUCUGUAUGUAUUUUCCCCUGUUCUGAAGAAGGUGAAGCAGGACUGAGCUAUAAAACAGAAGAUCAACUAAGUGAGCCUUACCAGUUAGAAGAUGCUGAAAAAGAAACACUAAAACUUCAGAUAUUAGAAGCUAAUCAUAGAGAAACAAGUGAAAAUGUGAUAGAAAAGGUCAAAUCACAUUCUACAGCAAUCUUUGAACAGGAAAAAAGCAUAAAAUGCAAGGAAGUGCCCAGUCAGAAUGUGGGCACAUUUACUUGUGUUAAUUCUAACAUAACAAAAAACUCUGAUUAUGAAACAAACCAAGUAGGAAAAAAUUGCAAAACCUGUAGCAUGAAUAACUACAAAGAUGAAGACCAUCAUAUUUUAUCACCUUUAAGCCAAAGCUCAAGUUCCAGUAAAGAAGAGUCAGUAGAAGAGAGUAAGUCUAUUAACAAUGGUGAAAAUCCAGAACUGAAGCAAGUUUUCUCUAAAUCAACUGAAGGAAUUUUGUCUGCUUUUGCUGAUAGUGUGUCCGGGUUGAAUAAACCAACACUAUCAAUUAAAGAAGAAGAGAGAUUUUAUUUGACGGAAGAUAAUGUUCAUGCUAAUGUUACUGACUGCUUAGUUCCUUGUGGAACAAGUGAAUAUGUAUACCCUUUUAAAGGGGAAAAAGCCAAAUGCACAAUUCAAGAAUCUGCUUUGAAUGGAGAAAGGGAUUUUGUGGGAAAUUCAAAGAUGGAAUUUGAAAAAAUACAAUUACUUGAUAUUUCUGAUGGGCAUUCAUAUUUGGUUGGUGUUGAUCCUACCCAAGUGGACAAGUACAGAGCUACUCCUUAUGAUAUACCUCAGGUAAUUCCUGUUAUCCCAAUUGAUGGCAAUGAAAUAGUACCCAUUAGUGAGAAUCGUGCUUUAUCAACCACAGGUGAUAUUUUAAAUAUGCCUGAAAAUCUUUCAAAAGUAGAUUUACAGGAUUUCUCAGAGGAAUUCUAUUCCCAGGGUUUGAAUGAACCUUCCUAUUAUCCAACUAGAGGGUUAGGAAGUCAGAUAUUUUCUGAAAGACUGGCCAAUGGUUGUAGUGGAUACCAAAUAGGCUUUCUCUGGACAAAUCCAAUUGCAAAAGAUGCAGUAGAAGAUGAACAACUAAUCAGUGAGGAUCUACACAAUAAGCCAGAUGAUUUGGAAAUCUCUUCGUUUUCAUUGGAAAAGCCCUUUAAUGAGCUCUCAGCCUCAGACGAUGGUGUUACUUGGGGAUGGAAAUAUACAGGUAGAAAAUUAGCACCAACAACCAAGGUUUCAGAGCUAAACCCUAAUGCAAAAGUAUGGGGGAAUCAUAUGCUACAUUUGGAAGCAAGUACUACAACUGAUGGCAGUGUGAAUAAAACUUGGGAAGAAAUAUCUGACCAUCCUCCAGACUUCUGCAAAGAGGGGUUGGAUGGCAAUGGUGAUGGUGACAAGAGUCAUGAGAAUGCAGCAUUACCAGAUUUACAGGAGUCAGACCAAAUAGAUAUGAACACUUUGGCUCUGGAUCACUCAGAAUAUGAAUCUCUGCCUGAAAAUAGUGAAAUUGGAGGAAAUGAGUCUCAACCAGAAAGCCAAGAAGAAGACCCUCGUGAAGUGCUUAAAAAAACAUUGGAAUUCUGCUUGUCUAGGGAGAAUCUUGCUAGUGAUAUGUAUCUUAUAUCACAAAUGGAUAGUGAUCAGUAUGUGCCAAUUACAACAGUAGCGAACCUUGAUCAUAUCAAGAAACUCAGCACUGAUGUUGAUUUGAUUGUUGAAGUGCUAAGAUCAUUGCCUUUAGUUCAAGUGGAUGAGAAAGGGGAAAAAGUAAGGCCAAAUCAAAAUCGUUGCAUAGUAAUAUUGCGUGAAAUAUCUGAAUCUACCCCUAUAGAAGAAGUAGAAGCACUUUUUAAAGGAGAUAAUCUACCGAAAUUUAUAAACUGUGAAUUUGCCUACAAUGAUAAUUGGUUUAUUACAUUUGAGACAGAAGCUGACGCACAACAGGCUUACAAAUAUCUUCGAGAAGAAGUCAAGACUUUCCAAGGAAAACCAAUUAAGGCACGGAUAAAAGCGAAGGCAAUAGCUAUAAACACGUUUUUGCCAAAGAAUGGAUUUAGACCUCUGGAUAUGAACCUGUAUACCCAGCAGCGUUAUACAGCUUCGUUUUACUUACCUCCAGUAUAUAGUCCCCAGCAGCAGUUUCCCCUGUACAGCUUAAUCACCCCACAGACAUGGUCAACAACACAUAGCUAUCUUGAUCCCUCCUUGGUAACUCCAUUUCCAAAUACUGGAUUUAUAAAUGGAUUUACGUCGCCAACCUUCAAACCUGCAACAUCUCCUCUGACUUCACUCAGACAAUAUCCUCCUAGAAACAGGAAUCCUAACAAAUCACAUCUGCGCCAUACAAUUUCUAGUACAGAGAGAGGACCUGGAUUAUUAGAAAGUCCUUCAAUAUUUAACUUUACUGCUGACCGCUUAAUUAAUGGUGUCCGGAGCCCACAGACAAGGCAAACAGGUCAAACUAGAACACGGAUACAAAACCCUUCAAAUUUUGCCAAGAGAGAGAUUGGAACUGGGCGAGUGGAACAGAGUAGUCUUGAAUCAUCUCCUGGUUUAGGUAGAGGAAGGAAAAGUUCCUUUGGCUAUCGGAAGAAAAGAGAAGACAAGUUUACAGUGAGUUCACAAAGUAGGAGUCAAACACAGUCUCCAACGCCACCAAAACCUCCAUCCCCUAGCUUUGAGUUAGGGCUCUCCAACUUCCCUCCUUUGCCUGGAGCUGUAGGCAAUUUAAAGACAGAGGACUUAUUUGAAAACAGGCUGUCUAGCUUGAUAAUAGGAUCAUCAAAAGACAGGAAUCUAAAUGUGGAUGCAAGUACAAACACUAUUCCUGCAGUAAUCCCCAGAGAGCCCUCAGUGCCCAUUUCUUGUGCUGUAUCAGCAACAUAUGAACAAUCUCCUUCCCCAGCCCAUUUACCUGACGAUUCCAAGAUUAUAGAGAAGCAGAGGGAAACACAGAGUAUGGAAAGACUUUCUUCUCCUCUUGCUACUACUGCAUGUAAAUCAGUACAAGUUAAUGGAACUGCCACAGAAUUGCGAAAACCUAGCUACGCAGAGAUUUGUCAGAGAACAAGUAAAGAGCCUCCUUCUUCCCCAUUGCAACCCCAAAAAGAACAAAAGCCAAACACUGUCGGUUGUGGGAAAGAAGAAAAGAAACUCACUGAACCAAUGGAGAGAUACAGAGAACCCCCUCCCCUGAAGUCAAAUCCAGGACAACCCAAAGAUCAGAGAAGGCAGUUGGGGCGCAGAUCCCCGCCUCCAGCCACUGGGAAGCGUCUAAGUAGAGAACAGAACACACCGCCCAAGUCUCCUCAGUGAUGUGUACGCCUGGGAGGGCUUGCAGAGGCCGUUGUCUUCUGUGGAACUGCAUUGAAGCACUGUUCCCACUCAGUACAGAGAGUGAGUUGCUGGUUAGGGGCUUGCAGUAUAUAAGGCAUGUGAAAUGCCUACAAGUUAUUUUUCUUCUGUGAGUUGGAAUUCCCUGUCUUGAAAAAAAAAUCUACUUUUCAGGAUUUAAUUAAUAUAAACCUUAUUUUAGGUUGGUGCUUAACUGGAGGUGAUGCAUAAGUGAUUUUUUUUUUUUCAGGAUAGAACAUGCAUUUAUUCCUACAAAUUGAUAUUUUUUAUUAGGUCUCCAUAUGGCUAUGAAUGCAAGCUAUAUAUAAUGAGUUUUUCUAAAUUAAGUGGAACUAUGCUACAUUUUUUUUUAGUAACUGGUUUGCAAGUAUAUAUCUCUAAAAUGUCAACAAAUUGAUGAGAGCUGAUGACAGCUAGUCUUGUGAGUGCAAAAUUAGUUUUUGUAAACAUGACCUUCAGAAAGGAGUAGUGUUGGAUUGUUGACACAUAACCUGGCCACAGGUAAUUCUAGGAUGCAUUUUAUGUUUUCAGUACAACUUUUCUCUUGUAUCUGGGCAAAAUGAACCUGCAGAGAGCACCAUAGACAGAGCAGUCUCAAACAUUGGCGUUUUCGUGUACUGCAAGCAAGCAACCAGCUUCUCACUCCACUUUCAAAUGGCUAUUGUGUAAAAUAAAUUCAAAGCACAUUGUUAAUAGAAUUUCAAUGGAAAUAUAAACUUUCUUGCCUAUUGACAUGUUACCACAAAAUUGUACCAUAGUGUUGUUUUAAUAACUUGUGAGUUGGUGCACUUCUGUGCUGGCAAGGAAGGUGAUAAGUUUCCACGUACUUUGUGGUUUUCCCUCUACCUAGUGCUCAUGCCCUAUUAUAGAUUUCUGUCCUCGUUUCCCCCAACUACUCUUUGAAAGAGUCCGUAUUUUAGUCAACUCUGUGUUGGCGUUUUCUGUACCUCUGCAUUGGCACAUGGAUUUAAAAGGUAUUUACUGUGAGAGAAUGCUGUUUGUGUUCCCCAGCCCACCCCACCCCUUUUGGUGGUAGAGGAUGAAAAUCCCUGCGCUCGUGACCUCCAAGAUGAGGUUUCAUUGAUUCGCUUCUAGAAGUGCUACACUUCUGGAGAACAAGGAUGCACUAAAUUUAGCAAGUUUCUAAUAAAGUUAAAUAUAAAUUAUUUUGUUUUAAAAUGCCUAAAAUUUUCUUUACAUAUUCUAAGCAGCAGACAUUAAAAUAAGAGUAUUUCCUGCUAAAUGUAACCAUACAGUUUAUUCCACAAAAUGUUAUUUAACAAGACUGAGUUGUUUUUUGUUUUUUUGGGUUUUUUUGUAAAGAAAAUAUUUCCAUCCAAUAUUUAAAGACUUGAAUUUUAUUUAAACUUGAAAAUGACUUUGCCUUAACUUUUGUAUAAGACAGCUUAGAGUUCAAGGAGACCGGCCCCCUGGGUUGGCGGGAGUGGAUUACAGAGUUACUCAGUUAACUGUGUAGAUCUGUCGUUGCUAGUCUCACUGAGUAAGCAGACUGGAGUACAAGAGCUAGCAGUAGUUUUUGUAAUAUACCAUAAAGAUCUUAAACAGUUGAUCUUUUUUCAAAUUGUUGAAAAAUCCUGUAAAUGCAAAUAGUCGAUACUGUAUUAAAUAUGUGCACUUGGAAGUGUGUGCUUUGCUUGUACAGUUGUAAAUAAUCAGAACAUAUUAAAAAGGUACCCUAAAGAGAAAAAUCUGAUAAAAAUUAUUGAUAUAUUAUAAAUGUUGCUGUUGAGCUGGAUGUAGAUAAACUAAAUGUUGUGGUUUGAAUAUUUUAAUUUGUUCGGGUUUUUUCCUUUUCUUUUUCUCUUAUAUUGGUGUGUUGAACUGAUUCUGCCUCUUUGCUGCAAAAGGAAAAUGGAAAGUCUUAUUAAAAGCUUUCAAAAGUUUUAUCUCGUGAAAGGACUUUGAAGGUAUAAUAGAAAGCAGAAACUGCCAGUAUCUUUAAGUAAUUAAAAAAUAAUCUCUUGAUUAAAAUCAUAUAACUAAGCAUUAUUUUACCCUGCCAGAGGAAAGCAUACCCUAAUGCGUUUUGAUCACAUUUCCUCAAAGCAGUGGUCAUUAUUUAAAUAUCUUGUGCUAAUAAUUUCAAAUGCCUGUAAAAGGAACAUGGGAAUUUGCGUCUUUGUAGUUGUCAGAUUACUGACUAAAAAAAAUCAAAUAAUUGACCUUUUCAUCCCAAACUAAUGAAUACUGUACAGUUGGAAAGGUGAGCUCUAAGACCUGGUAAUGACUAAUGUACUCUUUGCUAGAGGAGGAAACACGAUGUUGUCAGCCAUUGUCAUCACCAGAAUGACAAAUCCUGGUGAGGGCAAGUCAUUGGUUUUUAACAAUGACAGAUCGCUUUCCCUGAAGGCAGUGAACAUUGCAGCUUGAUUUGUAUAUGGAUAAAGCCAGCUGUAGUUUCGUGCUUUGUUGGCUGAAAGUAAAGCUCAACAGCUACAAACAGGAGGGGAAAAAAGGUGGUUACGUGUAGUAGCAACAGUGUACAGCUAAUCAUUAGAGUGCACUGGUACAUUAUAAGAUAAUAUAUUGAGACCAGCAGGGUGUUGUGCUGUUCUAAUGUAUUCUGCUGCCAUUUGUACUAGGUCAAAACACUGUAAUUACUGCUUUACCUAGCAACAGUCCGUUGCAUCAGGCGUUAAAACCUAGCUCUGACAUGAUUUUUUUAAGCAUUCUUUUUAAUUAAGCAAAAGUGAUAUGCCAAAUCGCUAUAUAAUGUCAAAAACAAAACGGAACAAAAAAUUUUCCUUCUGCUAUUAUUUUGAGAUUUGCCCCCCACACACAGACACACACAAUGGGAGAUCUCACAAGAGAACACUAUGGUGGUGUAUGCAGUGUUGCUGCUUGACAUACAGCUAGUAAUAUGUGGGUUGCAUCUUUUAAAAAAAAAAAAAAAGGCUAAAUCUUUCCUUUCCCCCAGUAGUAUCUCACAUUAUAGAAUUAGAGAUAACGGCAAUCACCAAUGACAUUUUAACUUGUAAAAUUGUGUGGUGGUACUUACUAUUUAAAAAUGUAAGAAUAAGAAUCUGACCCUGUUUCACCAGAAAUGAAUUUAAAGUAGAAUAGUUGCUUUUUCAGAGUUAAUGUCAUGAUGUUUCUGAUUAGUCCCUCCUAUAAUUGCAUCACUGUUUGUCACUAGCCGGUGGCAAAGAACUUUUUAUGUUGAUGUAUUAUCUGUCAAAAUGUAUUCAGUUUACAUUUUAAAACUGGUUCAAUUUAUCACCAGGGCAACAGAUGACUAACGGUGCACACCUAUCUUUGUAUCUCCAUUCAGCUGUAGUCGAGGGUUUUAUGUGCUUUGUAACCUAUCACACAGAAAGCAGCAGACAAUCGAAGAUUUAAGGAAAGGUAACAGCUGCCAAGUUACAAAACGGGCAAAAUGUGGAAGCUUUCUUGAAGGUUUUAGAUUUUGUUCUAUUUCGUUUCAUUAAGACUGGAAUCAAGCUUACAUGUAAACUAUUGGUAAUUUAAGUUUCCUUUGUGUCAUUCAUUGUAAAACUGUCUAAUUUGAAAAUGUAGGUUUUGAAAAAUAAAGAUUUAGGCACUGUUCA